AUGAGAAGUGGUAAUCUAUCAUGGAACAUGGAGUUUGUCCUUUUGGGCUUGACCAGUAAUCCGGUAACUCAGAAAGUCCUCUUUGCUCUUUUUCUGGGGAUGUAUCUUGUGACCUUGACAGGGAAUAUUCUCAUCAUGCUGGCGAUAAGAGGGGACCCACACUUGCACACACCUAUGUAUUAUUUUCUGAGCCACCUCUCCUUCUUGGACAUGUGCUACACCACCACAAUCAUUCCUCAAAUGUUGUCCAACUUCCUGGCCCAGCGCAAAACCAUCUCCUUUGUGGGCUGCAUGGCACAGAUGUACAUCUCCCUGUCUCUGGGAGGAAUCGAAUUCAUCCUGCUAGCUGUCAUGGCGUACGACCGGUACAUGGCAAUCUGCCAUCCCUUGUAUUAUAAUGUUCUUAUGAACCAACGGCUCUGCAUGCAGAUGGCAGUCGGGUGUUGGCUCUGCGGCUUCGUGAAUGCCCUGUUGCAGACGGUGUUCACUCUGCACUUGCCAUUCUGCGGAAGGAAGACCAUCAACCAUUUUGGCUGUGAAGUCUUAGCCGUCCAGCAGCUGGCCUGCUCUAGCACCUUUGUGGGAGAUGCUGUGAUGCUGGGAGCUGGUGUCCUCAUUCUGCUCACACCCUUCUUCCUUGUGCUGGUGUCCUACGUGUACAUCGUCACAACCAUCUUCCAGAUCCGUACAGCAGAGGGAAGGCGCAAAGCUUUUUCCACUUGUACAGCCCACCUAGUGGUGGUGACCCUGUGCUAUGGGACAGCCAUCUUUGCCUACUUGCGACCUAGGUCCCACUAUUCACCUAAGCAGGGGAAGACUGCCUCAUUGUUCUAUUGCAUUGUUACUCCCAUGCUGAACCCCAUGAUCUACAGUUUGAGGAACCAAGAGGUAAAGGGGGCCCUGGUGAAGGUGGUUGGGCUAAAGGGCAAAAGGAGAACCCUAAUUUCCUCAUGA
This is a messenger RNA of Podarcis muralis (Common wall lizard), 954 nucleotides long. Its product is annotated as olfactory receptor-like protein OLF3. The record is from RefSeq and is a predicted model, not a curated record. Gene Ontology annotation, molecular function: olfactory receptor activity; G protein-coupled receptor activity. Gene Ontology annotation, biological process: G protein-coupled receptor signaling pathway. Gene Ontology annotation, cellular component: membrane. Lineage: Eukaryota; Metazoa; Chordata; Lepidosauria; Squamata; Lacertidae.